This is a messenger RNA of Aspergillus oryzae RIB40, 588 nucleotides long. RefSeq lists its product as uncharacterized. The record is from RefSeq and is a predicted model, not a curated record. The transcript has 3 exons. Lineage: Eukaryota; Fungi; Ascomycota; Eurotiomycetes; Eurotiales; Aspergillaceae. Gene Ontology annotation, biological process: dUTP catabolic process; dUMP biosynthetic process. Gene Ontology annotation, molecular function: dUTP diphosphatase activity; magnesium ion binding. The coding region runs from base 1 to 588 and encodes 195 amino acids.
AUGACCAAAGAGACCACUCCCCCUCCACCCGAACAACAAACAACAAGAGAACCCCCUUCCCUCCCGACCUCACCUCUCGCCAAGCGUCCCAAGCCCAACACCACCGAAGACCAGUCCAAAAUGACCAACAGCACCCCCGUCACCUCUAUCUCGCAGCCUCUGCCCCCGCUGCUCAUCAAGAAGCUGAACGAGGGCGGUCGCGCCCCGACCCGUGGCUCGGCCUUCGCCGCCGGAUAUGAUGUCUACGCUGCUAAGGAGACGGUUAUCCCGGCUAGGGGGAAGGCUCUGGUUGAUACGGGUAUUGCCAUUGCUGUGCCGGAGGGAACUUACGGCCGCAUCGCACCCCGCAGCGGCCUCGCAGCGAAACACUUCAUCGAUACCGGAGCCGGAGUCAUUGAUGCCGAUUACCGUGGUGAGGUGAAGGUUCUCCUGUUCAACCACUCCGAGGUCGAUUUUCCCGUGAAGGCUGGGGAUAGGGUUGCUCAGCUUAUUAUUGAGAGGAUUUAUACCCCCGAGGUUAUGGUUGUGGAGGAGUUGGAGGAGAGUGUGCGUGGUGCGGGAGGUUUUGGAAGCACUGGUACUAACUAA